Cololabis saira (Pacific saury) is the source of this 1462-nucleotide messenger RNA. RefSeq names its product adipocyte plasma membrane associated protein (gene apmap). Bases 199 to 1446 code for a protein of 415 amino acids. Gene Ontology annotation, biological process: biosynthetic process. NCBI's taxonomy places the organism in Eukaryota, Metazoa, Chordata, Actinopteri, Beloniformes, Belonidae. Gene Ontology annotation, molecular function: strictosidine synthase activity. The transcript is spliced from 9 exons. The record is from RefSeq and is a predicted model, not a curated record.
ACUGUCAGGUGGAGGAUGGUCCGUGUUCUGGAACCGGAACAAACGUGAACGCAGCGAGACUCCAACAGAACCGAACCGAGCAGAGCCGGGCAGAACCGGGAGGAACCGGACCGAGCCGUUUAGACCAGAACCGAGCCGGGGCAGAACCGGGAGGAACCGGACCGAGCCGUUUAGAACAGAACCGAGCCGGGCAGAACCAUGAACGAGGCGGGUCUCCGGUUCCGGAGGCUGAACAGACCUCAGGUCAUCACUGAUGAGCUGCCGGAGAGGAGGGACAAGAGGACCGGCAGCACCUACAGUGGGAAGGUGUUCCAGGUGACCCUGCUCUCUCUGGGCGGCGUCGUCUUCCUCCCUCUGCUCUUCAUCAUCCUCAUCCUGGAGUCUCCCAUCCACCCGGAGGUCUUUAGUCUGAAGGAGCCCCCCCCCAUGAAGGGCUGCUGGGAGCCCAACCUGAGGCUCCGGGACGCCGUCAGGCUUUUUGAGGACCAGAUCCUCGGACCGGAGUCCAUCGCCAACAUCGGAGACGUUUUCUUCUCUGGAACAGCUGAUGGGAGGAUCGUGAAGCUGGUUGGGCGGAGGAUGUUGACGUUGGCGAGACUGGGGAGACCUCCGUGUGGCUCCAGCGAGGACGAGUCCACCUGUGGUCGUCCUCUGGGGAUCCGGGUCGGACCCAAUGGGACUCUCUUCGUAGCCGACGCCUACCUGGGUCUGUUCGAGGUCGACCCCACCACAGGUGAGGCGACCCGGCUGGUGGAGGGGGGGCAGGAAGUGGCCGGCAGGAAGCUGGCGUUCAUCAACGACGUUGCCGUGACGACGGACGGGAAGAAGCUGUACUUCACCUGCUCCAGCAGCAGGUGGCAGCGCAAGGACUACCUGAAGCUGAUCAUGGAGGCCACGGCCGACGGACGCGUGAUGGAGUUCGACACGGAGACCCGGGAACUGGCCGUUGUCAUGGAGAACCUGAGGUUCCCCAACGGCAUCCAGCUGCUGCCGGACGAGGAGUCGGUGCUGGUGGCCGAGACGACCAUGGCCCGGAUACGCAGGGUCCACGUGGCCGGGCUCAACAAGGGCGGCAUGGACACGUUCGUGGACAACCUGCCCGGGUUCCCCGACAACAUCCGGCCCAGCUCCAGCGGCGGCUACUGGGUGGCCAUGUCGGCCGUCCGGCCCAACCCCGGCUUCUCCAUGCUGGACUUCCUGUCGCAGCGGCCCUGGAUCAAGAAGCUGCUGUUCAAGCUCUUCAGCCAGGACGUCCUGAUGAAGUUCGUCCCCCGCUACAGCCUGGUGGCGGAGCUGCACGACGGCGGCGUUUGCACCCGCAGCCUCCACGACCCCAGCGGCCUGGUGGCCGCCCACGUCAGCGAGGCCCACGAGCAUCAUGGGAGUUUAUACCUGGGAUCCUUCAGGUCGCCCUACCUGGCCAAGCUGGACCUGGAGGGGGCGUGAGGGGGGUGAGACGGAC